CGCUCUUCUCCCUCGCCCGCGCGGCGACGACGCAGGGUUUUCUGUCGGGGGAUUUUUUCGUCGCCGACUCGCCGGCGUCCAAGAUGAGGCCGGUGUUCGUGGGAAACCUGGACUAUGACACCCGUCACUCGGAGCUCGACCACCUCUUCUACCGCUACGGCAGGAUCGAGCGCAUCGACAUGAAGUCAGGAACUACCAGGGCAAACAUAGCUCCACCGGGGCUCCUCAACUCCUGAAAUGCCUUCCAUUCACUCACCCGGCCAUCAUUUUCUUCGCUUGAAACCAUCCGUUCAUGUGCACUGCUGUACACUGUUACUACUGCUUGAGCAUGUUUAACAGGACUGUGAUUCGUGCCAUGCCAUCAGUACCAUCAUGCCAUGCCAUGCCAUGCCAUGCCAUGACUAGAAGUAUCACCAACAUGACAAUGUGCUACUUGUACUGUAUUGAUAAGCAAGAGUUCCAUUUAUGGCGAAGCAUGUUCAAUGUCACCAGUCAUUAUUUCUUACUUUGGAUAUAAGUUGUUCAACUCCAUGCUUAGCUCUGAUCAUGAAUGGAAUCUACCUCUGUAGUGCUCUUCAUAUCAUCAGAACUAUGCAGGUGCAGUACCUUUCUGAUUCUUUUAGGUUUGGACUUUGGAUAUACUGACGAGUUGUUGCUGUAAAGCAGAUGUAAUUGUCUUCUGUGAUUGUUGGGACAUUGGUUAUACAAUUUCUCCACAUCUGACUUGAAUGUUUACAUAUGUAGGAUUUGCUUUCGUUUACUUUGAGGAUGAGCGUGAUGGUGAUGAUGCCAUACGGGCUCUUGAUGGUUAUCCCUUUGGCCCUGGCAGACGCAGGCUUUCAGUGGAGUGGUCAAGGGGUGAUCGAGCUGCUAGACGUGAUGGUGAUAAACCAGCAGCAAACACUAAGCCCACUAAGACAUUGUUUGUCAUCAACUUUGACCCAAUCAACACAAGAGUCAGUGAUAUUGAAAGGCACUUUGCACCAUUUGGGAAUAUAUCAAAUGUUCGGAUAAGGAGGAACUUUGCUUUUGUCCAGUUUGGAACAAUGGAAGAAGCCAGAAAAGCUCUUGAAGCUACUCAUGCUACCACCCUUUUGGAUAGAGUGAUUUCUGUGGAGUAUGCCUUUAGGGAUGAUGGUGAAACAAGUGAUAGAUAUGACAGCCCUAGAAGAGGUGGUGGCUAUGGUAGGCGUGGGGAUAGCCCGUAUCGCCGUUCUAUUAGCCCAGUGUACCGGUCACGACCUAGUCCUGACUAUGGUCGCCCACCAAGGUCACGACCUAGUCCUGACUAUGGUCGCCCACCAAGUCCUGUGUAUGGUUCGUAUGGCAGGAGCAGGAGUCCUGUUCGUGAUCGCUAUAGGAGAUCUCCUGGUUACCGAUCAAGAUCCCCACCUGCCAAAAGAAGAGCUUAUGACUAAUUCAGAACUCUCAGCUAUAGUAGUUGGGGCUGGGAGCUUGUAUCUGCUAUUUCCUAGUGUUAUAUCAACUAGUAGCAAGGAUUAUUGUGCCGUGUUUUGAAGUGGACCGGUUAAGCUAUGUGCCUAUGUCAGAGAUUUUAGUUUAUACAGUAUUGUUAUCUGGCUGUUAUAGUGUGUUCUCUA
Messenger RNA from Panicum virgatum (switchgrass), 1601 nucleotides. Its product is annotated as serine/arginine-rich splicing factor RS31-like. The transcript is spliced from 6 exons. Gene Ontology annotation, molecular function: RNA binding. The coding region runs from base 729 to 1418 and encodes 229 amino acids. Lineage: Eukaryota; Viridiplantae; Streptophyta; Magnoliopsida; Poales; Poaceae. Gene Ontology annotation, cellular component: nuclear speck. The record is from RefSeq and is a predicted model, not a curated record. Gene Ontology annotation, biological process: mRNA splicing, via spliceosome.